CGCCUCGUCUACGCGUACCAGCAUAUUCUUGUCAUCUUCAUCCUUCUCAAUCAGAUAUCUGCUAUUAUGAUCUCUACCGCCAUGUCCAUUACGGCACGCGUCGCCAUCACUGGCUUUCUUACGGUAUCUUGUUUUAAACGGACUAUCGUUGACAAUACUGUUCAAGUUCUGUACAAAUCAGAGAAGGUUUCUGCUGGCCUCUUUGCAUACUCUGUCUGCUUGUCAACCAUCACGCUUGUUCUCGCCGCCGACGCAGCUGCUCAGAGGUUACUCAGCAACGACAGCAACCAUUUACCUGCUCCGAAGGAUAGCGACUCCGGUUCUAAUCCUCCAUUCGCUAAUGCCAACACCUCCGCUACGCCUACUAGUAAGCCUGUUGGACUACAUUAUUUGCAGCCACCUCCGUCUCCACCUCCAUCGCGUUUAAUCGAAUCACAGCCAUCUCCAGCUCCAUCAUCAUCGCGUUUAAUCGAACUACAGCCAUAUCCGUUCCCAUCCCCACCGCCUUUAAUCGAAUCACACCCAUCUCCAUCUCAAUCUCCGUCUUCUUCGCAUGUAAUCGAAUCAACGGAGAUAAUACUAUCCGCUCCAAUCACCUGUUGUACUUGUAUGUCUUGCAUCAUUCUUGCUUCGUCGAACCUCUACUCCAAACGCCUGUCUAUUGAUUCCAACAUCACACUCCUACCCUACGACGACGACUUCAAUACCGAUAUCCUCUCGGACGAUGCCUCGGACACUGACGACUGUGAGUCGUUUGAUGACGAAAGCACUGUCUACGACUCGGAGGACGAUCGUUCUGAACCUCAGCCACUCGACAUCCUAAUUUCACUAAUGAACACUCUCACUCUCGAUGACCCGCCUCGCCCAUCCAAGCUUCGACCACUCAUUCUAGUCACCAACCGCAACACGAUAACUAUUAUUCCGUAUCCUCCGCUCCCUGAACCCGCAUAUCCUGUGGGCGCAUCGACCCGACGUAUUCAGGCGCGCCCUCUCUCCGAUAGUCGACCAAGCGAUCCUGGUGUCUCUCUUCCUGGAUGCCCCAUAGACGCCUUUACUCGAAGUAUGGAGGCUGCUCUCUCUCUGACCGCCCGUCUUCCACCUCAAAGCUGA
Suillus clintonianus is the source of this 1110-nucleotide messenger RNA. RefSeq lists its product as uncharacterized. The record is from RefSeq and is a predicted model, not a curated record. Lineage: Eukaryota; Fungi; Basidiomycota; Agaricomycetes; Boletales; Suillaceae. The coding region runs from base 67 to 1110 and encodes 347 amino acids. The transcript is spliced from 2 exons.